This is a messenger RNA of Dichotomopilus funicola, 909 nucleotides long. Its product is annotated as Clr5 domain-containing protein. The coding region runs from base 1 to 909 and encodes 302 amino acids. The transcript has 3 exons. Lineage: Eukaryota; Fungi; Ascomycota; Sordariomycetes; Sordariales; Chaetomiaceae. The record is from RefSeq and is a predicted model, not a curated record.
AUGACGAAACAAUGGGAUAAGUACCGGGGCGUCAUCACCGCCGAAUACAAAGACCAAAACAAGCCACUCCACGAGGUCCAGCGGUUCAUGGCCCAGAAAUACGGCUUCCGAGCCUCAACCCGCGCGUAUAGAUCCCGUUUCGAUCGCUGGGGCAUCCACAAGUACUCUCGGCGCCAGCGCUCACACUCGCGGUCCCACAGUCCCAGCCAGCGGGACUCGGCCUCCGAGAGCGGCAGUAACAGUGGCAGCGGCAGCGAGAACAGUGGGAACGGUAACAUCCACCCGUCUCCGCGGCAGAUGAGCCCGGACGCUUUGGACAGCAGCAGCAGCGGCAGUGGUGGCUCGCAAGCUGACUCCCCACCGCCCAUGGUGGCGGUUACGACGAUGCCGACGGCCGAGAUGCUUUCUCCCACUGGUUUGUGCGCCGGCACAACGAGUGCGGGCUUCCGAAGCGUCCUAUCCCUCGCCACCAAACAAGCACCAACAGCAGCAGCAGCCGACUUCUCCUACCUCCACGUCACGCAAUCGCACAGCCCGGCCUCCACCGUCAACGUCAAUGCCGGACACAACAACCACAGCCCCAGAUUCCCCCUGAACCACCACCACCAGCACUACAACCACAACCCCAGUCACAACCACCACCACCACAGCCAUAACCACCACGCGUACGGGAUGUCGACAUCGUUCCACCCCAGCACGCACGACCCCAUGAGCAACUGUUACCACCCCCAGUCAUCCAAUUCGGUGCCGGUAUAUCGGCAGGAUCUCAGAGACCUACGGGGCGUGAUGAUGAUGGCUUCGGAGAUGGGCGGGCCUGACCACCACCACCACCAGGGCGGCGGGGUUUCGAUGGCUGGUAUGUCGAGCGAGUAUGGAUACUCGUUCGGGCUCCUUGCGGGGCGGGAGUAG